AUGGCCCAACAUCGAGAGCAUCUCAGCGAUGGGAACCGGGAGUCAGAGGCCGCGCUCGAGCCAGUGGAAGGUGGACAAGGCAGAUCCCAGAGGGCGACGCUCCUAACCACUUUGGAUGGGCGGCUUGCAUACCCAGGCUACAUACCGCCUGCUGUCGAGUCCCCCGAGAGUCGUCAGACUACGGUCGAGGAAGACGACACGCCGGAAACCGUGGGCAGGGAUGACGAGCUAUCGAGCCAGCCAUCAGACUCCGGGCUGAUACACUCAACAACAAUGCCAACUCCAACAAAUCCGCCGGAGCUUCGCAAUCGACCAGCGUUGACGAGGAUCUGGCAGAGUGAGGCCCCACGACCCGGAGCCCGUCGAUCCUCGCUUUUUCGACCCUUGGCUCAGCGGGAUGGCUCGUCAUACCUGAACAAGGCCAUUUGGGAGAGCCACGACUUGCGCCGGGCGUCCAUUUCCAGCUCCAGCUCUAGCGAUCUGGAAGAGGAUGGGGACAAUGAUGAGCCGCGAGACCAGGCCGGCCAAGCGCUUCGUCCAGACGAGCUGGAGAUAUUUACCCUCGCGGCCACCCACGAAGAUAGGUACCGGCGGUUCAGCGUGGGGAACCACAACUAUCAGACCAGCGGAAAGGUGAAGAAUGAUGGACGACUGCGCAUCACGGUCAACGAAAAGGCCAACACAGGUUACCUCGCCAAGGCCCUCGGUGCGGCAAUGAAUAAGGUCACUUCUACCAGAGAGGAGGAUGUGCAUGUCCCAAAAAUCAAACAGACCAACAGCACUGGCACUUCGUCCGCGUCAACAGCUACCGCGAGCACCACUCCUCGCCCGCGCUUGAACAUCGUCAUCAUGGUCAUCGGCUCUCGAGGCGAUGCGCAGCCGUUCCUCAGGAUCGGAAAGGUUCUCAAGGAGGAGUACGGGCACCGCGUGCGCAUCGCAACGCACCCUGCGUUCCGGGAGUUCGUGGAGCGUGACUCGGGCCUCGAGUUCUUCUCCGUCGGCGGCGACCCGUCAGAGCUCAUGGCAUUCAUGGUGAAGAACCCGGGGCUGAUCCCGACCAUCGACUCGGUCAAAGCUGGAGACAUUGGGAAGCGGCGGGCCGCCAUGGCCGAGAUGUUCGACGGGUUCUGGCGGGCCUGCAUCGACGCCACAGAUGACCAGAAGGAUACCCACAACAUGAACAUGAUGGGGUCCAAGAGCCCAUUUGUAGCGGAUGCCAUCAUUGCCAACCCGCCCAGCUUUGCUCAUAUCCACUGCGCGGAAGCGUUGGGAAUCCCCCUGCACUUGAUGUUUACCUUUCCCUAUACGCCCACGCAGGCCUUCCCGCACCCUUUGGCUAGCAUCAAGAAGUCCAACGUUGAUCCUGGGUACACAAACUUCAUCUCAUACCCCCUCGUGGAGAUGAUGGUUUGGCAGGGCCUUGGAGACCUGGUCAACGAGUUCCGCGUCAAGACGUUGAGCCUGGACCCUAUGUCGACCAUCUGGGCUCCAGGCGCGACAUACCGCCUCCAUGUUCCAUUUACGUAUCUGUGGUCUCCUGAGUUGGUACCCAAGCCUGCGGAUUGGGGAAACGAGAUUGGCGUAUCUGGUUUCGUGUUUCUUGACCUCGCUUCAUCGUUCAAGCCACCAAAGGACCUUGAAGAAUUUAUCGCUGGCGGUGACAUGCCCAUCUAUAUUGGGUUUGGGUCGAUUGUCGUCGAUGAUCCCGUCAGCUUCACCCAUAUGAUUUUCAAGGCGGUAGAGUUGGCGGGCGUGCGAGCAUUGGUUUCAAAGGGUUGGGGCAAACUGGGAGGCGAAAACAUCCCGGACAACAUCUUCAUGCUCGACAACAUCCCUCAUGAUUGGCUUUUCCCCCGGGUUAAAGCCUGCGUUAUCCAUGGCGGUGCCGGUACUACCGCUAUUGCCCUGAAGUGUGGCUUGCCCACCAUGAUUAUCCCGUUCUUUGGAGACCAGCACUUCUGGGGCAACAUGGUGGGUGGUGCAGGCGUUGGACCGGAUCCGAUACCUUACAAGAACCUGGACGCCGAGAAACUGGCAGAAGGCAUCACGUAUUGCCUUAGCGAAAAGGCCCAGGAUGCAGCGAAGAAGAUGGCCCAAUCGAUCGAGAAUGAUGGCGAUGGAGCAAUCAAUGCCGUAGAGCAAUUCCACCGUCAGCUGCUCGCUAGGAAACCAACUACGUUACGAUGCUCUAUUCUCAAGGACCAGGUCGCUGUCUGGAAGGUGAAGGGCUCUCAUGUGAGGCUCAGUGCUCUGGUCGCAGAUAUCCUUGUUGGAAACGGGCUGCUGAGUUGGAAAAGUUUAAGGCUCAUAAGACAUAUGGAAUGGAACGACUUCCAGGGCCCUGGAGAGCCCGUCACAGGCGCAGCGUCAUCGAUUGCGCGUGUUCCCUACCGCCUGGCGAAGAGGGCUGCAGGGCACAGGGAUAAGAAGAAAAAGAGCCUGCAUAAGAAUGGCUCCAGGAAUGGCUGGAUGGAGUCUGGGGCUUGCGAUGUCGCCCGUGGCGUUGAAAGGACCGCUACAGCCAUCGCAAAAGCCCCCGCUGACCUCUCACUGGCGCUGGCCCAAGGUUUCCACAACGCCCCUCGCCUUUACGGCGAUGAUACGGUGCGCAGGACUCCUCGGGUGACAGGCUUCCGCUCAGGCCUUCGUGCCGCACGAUUCGAAUUGGUGUAUGGCAUCUACGAUGGGUUUUCAGGUGUCGUGCGCCUGCCCGUCCGUGGAGCGAAGAACAACGGUGUGGUUGGAUUCGUGAAAGGAGUGGGCAUGGGGCUGACCGGACUCGUUCUCAAGAACCUGGCUGCCAUCGUCGGCCCGGUGGGAUACACACUCAAGGGUCUGGUCAAGCAAGCAGGGCGACACAGGAGACCCGACAAAUUCACCCGCCGGGCUCGUAUUGUGCAAGGGCAACGGGAAGCCAGAGAACUGCCCGAAUUGCGAUCUAAGGAGCUCACUCAGCAGGCCAUUGGGGGCUGGCUCAUCAUGAAGGAUCUCUGUGAUAUGAUUGCAGAUGUAGAACAAGAGCGAGGCCUCGCGGGCCAGAUUGACCGGGCGUUGCUGGAACUUGAUGUCAUGUUUGAAGAUGUUGACACUGCAAGUAAGGCGCUGCAGGCGUUGAAGAGUGGUGAGAACUUGGACAGUAUUCUGCAUCCUGAACGUCAAGAGCGAUUUUGCGACAGGGCGAAGAAUAGUAUUUCGCUUCGGAGAUCGGUAAACAUGCCGAGGAAAAAAAGUGAACCUUUGGAGCGAGUUGUCUGUGGUGUCUUCACCGUCGACGAUCCCGAUCAUAAUCGCGAUGCCGAUCUCGAUGUCGGUUAUGCUCCCUGUCCCUGUGGCGAUCACGGUCAUGCUCGCGGUCGCGGUCGCGAUGCCCGUGUCUAUCUCGUUCCUUCUCGCGUUCACGCUCUCGCUUAUAGCUAUCUUCGUUCUGGCGACUCUCCUUUCGCUUGCUCUCCUCCCGGCGGUAGUCGUUUAGGCGUGGUCGGCGGUUCUUCUUGCCGCCUUGGUUCCAACCGCCGAGGUCUUCGUCCUCCUUGA
Messenger RNA from Ilyonectria robusta, 3534 nucleotides. RefSeq lists its product as uncharacterized. The coding region runs from base 1 to 3534 and encodes 1177 amino acids. Gene Ontology annotation, biological process: carbohydrate metabolic process. Gene Ontology annotation, molecular function: hexosyltransferase activity; UDP-glycosyltransferase activity. The transcript is spliced from 3 exons. NCBI's taxonomy places the organism in Eukaryota, Fungi, Ascomycota, Sordariomycetes, Hypocreales, Nectriaceae. The record is from RefSeq and is a predicted model, not a curated record.